Saccostrea echinata is the source of this 1491-nucleotide messenger RNA. RefSeq names its product sodium/potassium/calcium exchanger 3-like. Lineage: Eukaryota; Metazoa; Mollusca; Bivalvia; Ostreida; Ostreidae. Bases 1 to 1491 code for a protein of 496 amino acids. The record is from RefSeq and is a predicted model, not a curated record. The transcript is spliced from 8 exons. Gene Ontology annotation, cellular component: membrane. Gene Ontology annotation, biological process: calcium ion transmembrane transport; intracellular calcium ion homeostasis. Gene Ontology annotation, molecular function: calcium, potassium:sodium antiporter activity; calcium channel activity.
AUGUUAUUUUUGCAUUUUGAAAUUCUGGCUGGAUUUAAACAUUUUGAUUUCACAGAGACAGAAGAAGAUGGGAGUGAGGAAAACUGCACAGAGCGCUCCAUAGAGGAGUUUCCCGGAAAUUUCAUGACUCUAGAGCAGACUCAGGCAGGGGGCGUGGUGGUACACAUACUUUUGGUACUGUACACACUUGGUGCCCUAUCUAUCGUCUGUGACGAUUAUUUCUGCGCCUCCCUUGAAGUCAUCUGUGAUGAACUACAUCUUAGACCGGAUGUUGCCGGGGCAACGUUGAUGGCCGCCGGAAGUUCUGCCUCGGAAUUCUUUACAACAAUUAUAGGUGUUUUUAUAGCGGAGAGUGAUAUAGGGGUGGGCACUAUAGUGGGAACAGCCGUAUUCAAUAUUCUGUUUGUGGUUGCAAUUUGUGGCCUUUUUGCUGGAAUGGUAGUACAUCUGACGUGGUAUCCUGUUCUACGUGACUGUGUCUUCUAUAGUAUAUCUGUAGCAGUACUUAUCAUCUCCAUGUAUGACAACCAGAUUCACUGGUAUGAAAGCCUCAUACUAUCGCUAAUGUAUGGGAUAUACAUCUUGAUGAUGAUUUUUAACUCGAGGCUGGAGAAUACAUUCUACGGGAUAUUCAAUAAAAUCACCAAAGGUAACCUAGAACAGGAUCUAAGGAAACAACCGGAAGUGGAGGACAGUCAGAUUCAACUGACUUCCGUUACACAAACAAAUGGAAAAUCGGGGGUAGUGAAUUCUACCAUUCAUCAACCAGAAGAGAAGAACUCUGAGUCACAAACAUCGGAAGAAGAAAAAGAAUCGGUUAAAAUUGAAUUGGACAACAAUUCCAUAAAAGAAUAUGAGUCUCCUUUUGAGAUGCCCAACCAGUGGAUUUUACGUGUGUUCUGGGUGAUAAUGCUUCCAAUGACAACGCUAUUCUUCGUCACAAUACCAGACUGCAGACGACAGGGAAAAUGGCGGAAAACUUACCCUUUGACUUUCCUUAUGUCAAUCUCAUGGCUGGGUGCUAUUUCUUAUGUACUGGUUUGGAUGGCAACUAUAGCAGGAGACGCUAUAGGGAUCCCUGAGUCUGUGAUGGGGUUGACUGUUUUGGCUGCGGGAGAGAGCGUACAGGACUGCUUAGCUAGUUUAUUUGUCGCCAGAGCAGGUUUCGGAGACAUGGCGAUAGCAAAUACUAUAGGAAGCAAUGUGUUUGACGUGUUGAUGUGUUUGGGGUUACCAUGGUUACUGAUGUCCGCCAUUUCUAGUGGAUCCGCUGUAAAAAUAAACAGCCGCGGACUAGUCUACUCCACCAUCACAGUUCUUUUGAGUGUCGUAUUACUUGUUGUUGCCAUACUGAUCAGUCGGUGUCGUCUGAACAAGAAGCUCGGCGCCAUUUGUACAGUUUUGUUUCUUGUAGUCAUUACAUUGUCUUGUUUAUACGAAACUAAUAUAAUUGGUAAUUUUGGUGUAAUUAAUUAUUGUCCAAGGGAAUGA